This is a messenger RNA of Diuraphis noxia (Russian wheat aphid), 2114 nucleotides long. RefSeq names its product protein abrupt-like. Gene Ontology annotation, biological process: regulation of transcription by RNA polymerase II. The record is from RefSeq and is a predicted model, not a curated record. Gene Ontology annotation, molecular function: protein binding. Gene Ontology annotation, cellular component: nucleus. Lineage: Eukaryota; Metazoa; Arthropoda; Insecta; Hemiptera; Aphididae.
UCAUCAGCCACUGCUGUCGGAGCGAUUAUGGUUGUUGUUAUUAAAUCGCGUAAUUUAAAACAUCACAUCAACUUAAAAUAUUAUGCUGACCAAUCGCAACGCAUGAAAAUAAGUCAAUAAUGGGCGGAAUGGAUACAGACCAAUUAUAUUCCGUGCGCUGGAAUGAAUUCCACACAAGUAUUAUAACAUCAUUCAGACAUUUACUCGAUCAAGAAGAUUUUAUAGAUGUUACUAUCGCCUGUGAUGGUCAAUCAUUUACUGCACAUAAAGUUGUGCUCUCUGCAUGUAGUCCUUACUUCAGAUCUCUGCUCAAGGCAAAUCCAUGCCAACAUCCGAUUGUAAUCCUUCGCGAUGUUAAGAAACAUGAAAUGGAAGCAUUAUUAAGUUUCAUGUACAAUGGAGAAGUUCGGAUUAAUCAAGAACAUUUACCAGAAUUUUUAAAGACUGCUCGUAGCUUGCAAGUACGAGGUCUCGUUGAUUUUACUAAAGAAAAUCAACCGUCUUCGUGGGGAAGUUCAAGCGUAGUUCCAGUUGAUGUUAUUGGAAAAAAUAAAGCCAGUGAUAAUUUACCUAGCCCACCAUAUAAAAGACAACGUAACAAUUCUGAACAGUUGACUACUCAACCACUGACUCCUAGUAGUAGUUAUAAURCUGAUAGAGAUAAAGAUACACCAUCACUGCUCGUUCAAGCAUUGGAAUUGAAUCAAUCGCAGUCAAACCAGAAUAAAAAUACAGUUGACUCAUCAGUCACUGGUCAUUCAUCUGAUGAAGAAGAUAGCAAUUCUGGAGAUUCAGAUGGCAGUCAUACUGUUAAUGACAAUAGACGUUCAGAUGGAAAUCAACAAAACAAUGACAUUGCUAAUCAACCACAAAUAUCUCAGGCCCAACAUUCAAAACUAGAACCUGUGGAUUUUUUAUCAAGUAGUGGUAAUAAUCAUGACCUACACAAUACAUCAAUUUCGAUUGAGCAACAGUCCAGGCAUUCUUUUCCUACAUCAAUAUCAUCUGGAGUUUCAAUUAUAAGUAGCUUACAAGGAUUACCGGGUCUAUUACCAGGUCCGUCAGGCAUACACAACAAUAGCCAAGAAAACAGCUACGUCAGGAGAUCGAUCGAAAUGACCCGAGUGAGGGCAACCGACCCAAGACCAUGUCCCAAGUGCGGCAAGAUCUAUCGUUCGGCACACACACUCCGUACACAUCUGGAGGACAAGCACACCGUGUGUUCUGGAUAUAGAUGUGUUCUGUGCGGCACAGUGGCCAAAUCGAGGAAUUCGUUGCACUCACAUAUGUCACGUCAACACCGUGGUAUAAGUACCAAGGACCUACCCGUGCAACCAAUGCCGUCCAAUUUUGAUCCGGAACUGGCAUCGAACCUGCUGCUGAAAGCCGGAGUCAAGGUGUCGCCGGCUGAACUACGGGCGAGGGCUUCGCCGACGGACGCGGUGACGACCAGUCACCGGCGCAGUGACGGCAAGCUGGACUUGCAGUCAGCCAACAGCAGCGUGUGCGGCGGUGACGAUCCUGAGGACCUGACCGUGAACUCGUCGGGUCACCACCAUCACAGCCACCACAAUAACAACAAUAACCAUCACCACCAGCAGUACGGCAACAACAACAACAACAACAACAACAACCAACAGCGGUACAGCGACUCGCAACAACAGCAACUGUUGCAGCAGCAGCAGCACCUUCUCCACAACAGCGGCGGUGGCAAGUUUCCGACGGCCCUAGACUUGAUCGACAAUUACGCGCGUGCUGGAGGCGGUGGAGGCAGCGGCGGAGGCGCCCUAUCGCCGUUCCUGCCGGCGUUCGCGGCUUGCGGCAAAGACCUGCCACCGGGCGACAGCAAGAUCUCGCCGUACAACAACAAGGCGUUCCUGGACUCGUACCUCAAGGCGCUGGUCGAGACCAACCCGCCGCUGUUCUACGCGUCCAAGAUCGCCGGCGACAUGAUCAAGCAUGAGAUCGCGCCCGACGACGCGGAUUACUCGUCUGCGUCCGACGAGGACGACAUUGACGAAGACGACAUCGACGAGGACGUCGAUGAGGACGUCGGUGACGAGGACGACGACGACCGCCGUCGUCCGCGCGGCCAAAGCGAAGGCAGCAUAUAA